Metopolophium dirhodum (rose-grain aphid) is the source of this 1224-nucleotide messenger RNA. RefSeq names its product NADH-ubiquinone oxidoreductase chain 5-like. Gene Ontology annotation, molecular function: NADH dehydrogenase (ubiquinone) activity. The record is from RefSeq and is a predicted model, not a curated record. NCBI's taxonomy places the organism in Eukaryota, Metazoa, Arthropoda, Insecta, Hemiptera, Aphididae. Gene Ontology annotation, biological process: ATP synthesis coupled electron transport; electron transport coupled proton transport. The transcript has a single exon. The annotation marks the transcript as partial.
AUUUUAUUUUAAUUAAUUAUUAUAGAAAUUUAAAUUAUUUAUUUUUUAUUAGUUUGAUAAUUAUAUUUGCUUCUUUGACUAAAAGAGCUCAAAUUCCUUUUUCUUCUUGGUUGCCUUUAGCUAUAGCAGCUCCUACACCUGUUUCUUCUUUAGUUCAUUCUUCUACUUUAGUAACUGCUGGUAUUUAUUUAAUAAUUCGGUUUAAUGAAAUUUUUUUAAAUUUUUCUUUUUUAAAUUAUUUAAUAGUAAUUUCUUGUUUAACUAUAUUAAUAUCUGGUUUAAAUGCAAUUUUUGAAUUUGAUUUAAAGAAAAUUAUUGCUUUUUCUACUUUAAGUCAAAUAAGUUUUAUAUUUAUGAUUUUAUGUUUAGGUAAAAUUGAUAUAUGUUUUUUUUAUUUAUUAAUACAUGCUUUAUUUAAAUCUAUAAUAUUUUUGAGAUCUGGUAUUUUAAUUCUUAAUAUAAAUAAUAAUCAAGAUAUUCGUAAAAUAGGGGGAUUAAUUGAUUAUUUACCUUUUUGUGGUUUGAUUUUUAUAUUUACUUUAAUAUCAUUAUGUGGUUUUCCUUUUUUCUGUAGUUUUUAUUCUAAGGACUUGAUUUUUGAAUACUUUUUAAUAAUAAAUUUGAAUUUUUUUUUUUUUUUUUUUUUUUUAUUUUCUUUUUUUUUAACUUUUUUUUAUUCAAUUCGUGUAAUUUAUUAUUUAAUAAUAAUAAAUUUUUCUAUAUUUAAUUAUUUAAUGAUUAUUAAAUUUGAAAGAAAAAUCUUAAUUAUUAGUAUAAUAUUUAUUAGUUUUAUUAUGUUGUUUUUUGGUUCUUUUUUUAUAUGAUUAAUAUUUUAUAAAUUUGAUUUAAUUUUAUUAGAAUUUAAAUUUAAGAUUUUAAGAGUAUUAAUUUUAUUUUUUAGAAUUUGAUUUUUUUUUGAACUUAAUAAUUUUUUAUUUUCUAUAAAAUAUAUAUUUUCUUUAUUUAAUAUUUUUUUUUUUAGAUUAAUAUGAAAUUUAUUAUUUUUUAAAGUAAAUUUUUUUUUAAAUAAUUUUCUUUAUAUUGGAUUUUUUACUUUAAAGGUUUUUGAAAUUGGUUGAAUUGAAUAUAAUUUAAAUAGAGGUUUAAUUUAUUUUUUUAAGAAAAUAAUUAGAUUUAGACAGAGUAUUUUUUUAAAUAGUUAUAAAGUUUAUAUUUUAUUAUUUUUUUUAUGAUUUUUAAUUAUUUUAUUAUUUAAUUAUUAAA